Messenger RNA from Chaetura pelagica (chimney swift), 1009 nucleotides. RefSeq names its product ubiquitin specific peptidase 21 (gene USP21). The transcript is spliced from 10 exons. Lineage: Eukaryota; Metazoa; Chordata; Aves; Apodiformes; Apodidae. Gene Ontology annotation, biological process: protein deubiquitination. The annotation marks the transcript as partial. Gene Ontology annotation, cellular component: cytoplasm. Gene Ontology annotation, molecular function: cysteine-type deubiquitinase activity. The record is from RefSeq and is a predicted model, not a curated record.
AUGCCAGGGCUGCAGGGAGCCACGCUGGUGGAGCUGCCCCGCAAGCUGCACCGCAGACUGCUCCCCCGGACCGACAUCGCCGAGUCGGUGGUUCACACGGCCGUGAUGGGGCUGCUGCUCGUCAGUGGGCAGACCCAUCACACCCUACUGCUGGGCUCGGGCCAUGUUGGCCUCAGGAACCUGGGCAACACGUGCUUCAUGAACGCCGUGCUGCAGUGCCUGAGUAGCACCAAGCCACUGCGGGACUACUGCCUGCGCCGGGACUUCCAGCAGGAGCAGCCCCCUGGCCCCCGUGCCCCCCAGGAGCUCACUGAAGCCUUUGCCGAUGUCAUCGCUGCCCUCUGGCACCCCGACUCCUCCGAGGCUGUCAACCCUGGGCGCUUCAAGGCCAUCUUCCAGAAAUAUGUCCCCUCCUUCACCGGGUACAGCCAACAGGAUGCCCAGGAGUUCCUCAAGUUCUUCAUGGACCGGCUGCACGUGGAGAUCAACCGCAAGGGCCGCAGGACCCCCAGCAUCCUCUCGGAUGCACGUCGGACCCCUGUGCUGGAGGACCCUGAGACGCUGAGCGAUGAUGAACGCGCCAACCAGAUGUGGAAGCGAUACCUGGAGAGGGAGGACAGCAAGAUCGUGGAUCUCUUUGUGGGGCAGCUGAAGAGCUGCCUCAAGUGCCAGGCAUGCGGAUACCGCUCCACCACCUUCGAGGUCUUCUGUGAUCUCUCCCUGCCCAUCCCAAAGAAGAGCUUUGCUGGAGGCAAGGUCUCGCUCUAUGACUGCUUCAGCCUCUUCACCAAGGAGGAGGAGCUGGAUUCAGAGAAUGCCCCGGUCUGUGACAAGUGCCGGCAGCGGACGCGGAGCACGAAGAAGCUGACGAUCCAGCGCUUCCCCCGCAUCCUGGUGCUCCACCUGAACCGGUUUUCCACCACCCGCUACUCCAUCAAGAAAUGCUCCGUCUUUGUGGACUUCCCCCUGCAGCAGCUCAAUCUGCGGGAGUUUGCCAGCGAGAAGGCAG